GGAUCAAAAUGUUCAAAUUGUGCUUAAUGUCAGAAAGAUAAAUUGGAAUAACUCAAUGAAGUCACCAUAACUAAAAAAUCUGAAAGCCAUAAAAAUGUUAUUUCUUCAAAUUCUUAAUUAUCUUAAUAAAAUAAUGGCCAUCUCCGUAAAGUUUAUACGAUCUUAAUCAUAAUAGUAAAAAUCAAAUUAAAGUCAUGAUGAUACUGAUAAGAAAGCUAAGGCAUUAUUGCAUUCUAAAAAGGCUAUUGUCAUAUAAAAGUAUUGGAAGGGAUAUAAAUCAAGGAUAGCCUAUUAACAGGCCAGAAUGUAUUUAAAAAAGUCUAAAAUUGAAUAAGCUAUAACAGAAAGUAAAAGCAAAAGAAACACCUAGAAAUAUUUUAUAUAAGAGGAGUAUGCAUGUAAUGUUAUAUAUAAAUAGCAAGCAAAAAUAAAGUUUGAAUCUCAAUAAAGAGAAUAUCGAUCAAAAUACGAAUUCAAGAGUGGGUCUACUUAUGAAGGAGAAUGGUUGGGUGAUUAACGAGAUGGUUAGGGAAUUUAAAUUUGGGUGGAUGGAGCCAAAUACAUAGGUUAAUGGAAGAAUAAUUAAGCCUGUGGAUAAGGAACCUUUUAUCAUAUCGAUGGAGCUAUUUAUGAAGGACAAUGGGAGAAUGAUAGAGCCAAUGGAUUUGGAAUUUACAAACAAUCAAAUGGAGUUGUUUACUCAGGAUAAUGGAAAAAUGAUUAUCAACAUGGGUAAGGUCAGGAACAAUGUAUUUUAAUUACCUAACAUAUUUAGGGAUUGAUAAUUCUAUGUAUUAGGGAGAAUAUUUUUAAGGCAAGAAAUAAGGAUAAGGAACUUAUAAGUGGCCAGAUGGAAGUUACUUCGAAGGAGAGUGGUUUGAUAAUAAGAUAAAUGGUUAUGUAUAAGUACAAUUGAAAAUAGGGAGUUUAUGUUUGGGCUGAUGGAAGAAAGUAUAAGGGAAUAUGGAAGGAUAAUAAGAUGCAUGGUUAUGGUGUAUAUUAAUGGGCGGAUGGAAGAUCAUAUCAUGGUGAAUAUUUCAAUGACAAAAAACAUGGAAAAGGAAAAUACUUUUGGCCGGAUGGGAAAGUAUUUGAAGGAGAAUGGCUGGAAGGGAAAUAGAAUGGCAGAGGGAAGUACCUAAUGCCAGAUGGAAGAGUUAAAUUUGGAUGGUGGGAGAAAGGCAAACGAAUAAAUCUUGAUGGAAAAUUUGAAUGA
This is a messenger RNA of Paramecium octaurelia, 1216 nucleotides long. The record is from the annotation of a GenBank genome assembly. Lineage: Eukaryota; Ciliophora; Oligohymenophorea; Peniculida; Parameciidae.